Bolinopsis microptera is the source of this 1081-nucleotide messenger RNA. RefSeq lists its product as uncharacterized. NCBI's taxonomy places the organism in Eukaryota, Metazoa, Ctenophora, Tentaculata, Lobata, Bolinopsidae. Bases 50 to 925 code for a protein of 291 amino acids. The record is from RefSeq and is a predicted model, not a curated record. The transcript is spliced from 5 exons.
UGUUACAAUCCCAAACCACAAGGGUUUAGAUUAAACAGAAUCAGUAUAUAUGGUGAUGAUCUUUCUGUUAUCUCUUCUAUCCAUUGGCUCUACAGCUGAUGAUGAAGGCUGGCUGUCAAUAGAACGUGAUGCGUACUACAACUACCAUCUGGAGACCACACCUCUGGAGAUAAGGACAAACAGUGAGCUGGAUAGUAAUGAUAGGGUGACUGUGUUCUUUUCCACUUCAGAGGGACACUAUGCAGGAGGCAUCAACCUCAGUUUCGGCUCUUCCGUAAAGUUCUGGAUUUGGGAUUGUAGCACGGAUAGCAUUGACUUACCCGUAAAUAUCAGUUCCUCAGAUACGGAAAAGGUCUGGAGAAUAACAUUAGUUAAGACCUCGAGUAUCAGAUUGGUUCUACACUGCGACGAGGUGGAGGUGCUCGAUUUCCUUUUCUCAGACGCUACAUGUGGAGACAAGUCGUGGACCAAAGACUGGAGUAGGGAUGUAACAGAGAUAGAGUUUGAGGUCUACGACACUGCAUCCGAUUUCUACAGACCUCAGCCAGAUGCCUGUGCAGCAGGAACCUACAGGUCUCCUAACAAGACCACCUGUAACCAGUGCGAGGGAGACACUAUUAGUUACGAAGGUGCUACUUCCUGUACCCCGUGUCAUGUUGGAGAGGUAGCUAACUCUGAGAGGACUGAAUGUGGUGCUCCUGUCAGCAACUUAGAUUCUACAGGAAACAAAUCCGCUCCGUUGGUUCCGUGGAUCCUAGCUGGUUUUUUCUUCCUUACAACAGUUCUCAUAACAUUAUUUGCUGCACGGAAGUUGCUCCGAAGAAUAUUCUCAUGCAGGAAUACCAAUGUCCCUGGCCAAGGGGACGCAGAUAAGCAAAUAAAGUUAAUCUCAGCCGAGUCUUCAUCCCAUCAUUCUGUCAGCUAAAACAACGAGCACUGCGAAGUUUAAACUCCGUUCGAGAGACAUUGUUGAUCAGCAAAAAUAUAAGCGGCUAAAACUAUGAACAAAACGGUCGUUUGCACGUUUUAGCCGUCCUAACUUUAACUGAUAAGAUACCACAAAAUAUUAUAUGGUCCGUGA